AUGUCGCAGCCGCCGGCACCGUCGCCCUUAGGCCUGCUGCACGCCGUGCCCCUUUCAGCGUACUUUGCUGACGCCUUCGGCCUUGUCUACGGCUGCUCCCCCUCCUCCUCGUCGCUCGCGCCGCACCCCUGCGGCGGGCCGCCUGGAUACACGGCCGGGGGGAAGCGUCGUCGGUCAUCGGUGAGCUGCGCGAGCGCGCAGGGCACCACCCAAAGCAGCGAACUCCACGCUGGGACGGUCGACGCGGGUCACGUGGCUGAGGCGGGGGAUGGCUCCGUGCCGCCCACGCACGCCGCGGAGGCGGGGACUCUCCUACUUGUGCCCACCGCCACCUCGCUCACACGCCUGGGGCCGAGCGGGUCAUGGCUGAGCUCGCAACCGCCCAGUGCGCCGGAGGAGGAGGGCAGCGGCGGCUGCGCUGCAGUUGAAUCUCAGGCACGCGCCUCCCCGCCCACAGACGAGGGAAGCAAAACGGCAAACACGGCCGAACUUGCCGCACUGCUGCACCCCGCUCUGCUGGAGUGCUACCGGGUAGAGGACGCGUUGCUGCAGCGGAGGCGGGAGGCGGCGGCGAAGGAGGCGGGAACGCGGCUUUGCGCAGCAGCCCCGAUGAGUGAAGAGAAGUUGUGGCGGGCGAUGCGGCGGCCCUGCCCGGCAUCUUUGCCCGCGUCGCCUGGCGCCUUUGAAAGGACGCUGGACCUCAUUGAGUCUCAGAAGCGGCGGCGGCGAGAGCAGUCGGAGCGGCUGGAGGCGCAGGCGCGAGAAAUUGCACGGGUAAAGGAGUUGCCGAUUCUUGUGGAGGACGCCGUGCGGUAUGCGAAGGAACUCGUUGAGUGGAGUUGCAAGGGAGGCGGAGGCGGCAAUACGGGCGUCUGCCACGCCGAGGCAGCUACACCGCACUCUGAUGAACCAACCGCAGACGAUCGUCGCCUGCCUGCCGUCACGACCCCAGUAUGUGCAGGCUCUGCAGCAAGUGACGACAAGGAGGCCAGUCAAAUGCUGUAUGCCAAGUUUCCACCGCCGCUGUUUCACACCUCGUCCUUUGCGGCCGGCGUGGGACGUCUCUUGCGGUGGGUACGGACGUGGCAGCGGGCAAUGCCGCGGGGAGUCACUGUGGUCCGGCCUCCCCCCGCCAAGGCGGGGGAUAAAAACAAGUGCGGCGGGAGAACAAAUUGGGUGGUGGCGAAGAAGGCCACGUUGCAGCUACGCGCAGCAGCACCGUCUUUACGGCAAGGACGGCAGCGUCGUGGUGAAGUGGAGACCAGUGGAAGCAGCAGUUCACUCGAUGCGGAGGCAAGUGAAGGGGCAAAUGGUCAUGGCCCUGCAUCAACGGUCGUACACCGCAGGAACGAGGAAGCGCGUCUGCAGAAACGUACGGCGCGUCAACGAUACCAUGACAAUUGGAUGCGUAUGGCGGACAGCAUGCUCGGUGGCGGAGACGGACGCAUUGCGUCAGCCCCCAUCGGCGGUGGGUCGCCGCUUGAGCCGCGCGAGGAGAGCGAGUAUGGGCUGGCCAGUGACCACGUCAUGUACGACGAAUACGGCAACCGCCUCCGCAGUGUGCGACUGGCGAAGAAGAUGGCCGAGAAGCGUGCGCUGCGGGAGGAGGCUCAGAAGGCGAGGGAGCAGCGGCGUGGGUACUUUGCUCGCGCCGAGGAAGAGGCCCGCUCCGUCCGUCGCACGCUUUUUGACGAAGUUAGCGACAGCGGAAGCGACGACGCGAGUGAUGACUCCAAUGACGAUGUGACAAACAUUGCCGUUCUGCAUGGGCCCUGCGGCGUGGGAAAGACGGCGAUUGUUUACCUCGUGGCGGAGAUACUUGGCUAUCGCGUGGUGGAGAUGAACACCUCAGUGCGGCGCUGCCCCAAGAACAUUGACCGCCUCUUGUCGGAGGUCACACGCAGCCGGCGCCUCAGCGACCUCGGCACAGGAAGGGCAAUGCUCAGCAUCGAGGAGGAGUUGAAGAAGCUGAAGAAGGAGCACGCCGCCCCUCUCGCUGCUGCUGCUGCUGCUGCGGCGACGACGACGGCGACUGCCCCAACUCCAGCCAGGAAGGAGAGGAAUGGAAAGAGCAAGUGGAAGGGCAACGCCAUCUCUGCCGAGGCGGUGACGGCGUUUUUUAGGCCGCGCGUAAAGGCGGAACCUCCGGAAGUUGUUCUGGUUGACGCGGUUUCCACUGCAGCUGUUGACGACAAGGGCGGAAAGCGUCAGGAGGGGACAAGUGUGAACGUGGGGGCGACGUUGGCGGCGGCGGCGGCGGCGACGGCGGCGGGCCCAGCCUGCGGGGGGCCGGAUGGCACCACCCGCACUCUGCUGCUGUUUGAGGAUGCAGAUGUUAUUCUUGGCGACGAGGCGAUGAAGCCCUUUUACGCAGCGGUGCGUGAACUGGCGCAGCGCAGCAAGGUGCCUAUCGUUGUCACAAUGUCCUCAACCGCGUCCACGAGCGCCCGCCCCGUGGCGGCCCCGGCGCAGGACGUUGAACCCGUGCAGACUGUGCCCAUCGACGCCGCGCAGGUGUCGCAGUUCUUUGGGAAACGCACACCGUUCACGGCUAUUGAGCCCAUGCCGCGUAGUGCCCUCUUCACCCAGCUGCUUCUGGUGGCGGCGGUGGAACGGGGCCUUGUUGCGGUGCAGCGCGGCGCGCCUCCCUGCCGAGAGGAAAGAGAUGAAGGCGAAGUAGGAGCAGGAGGAGGGUUACAUCGCGCACGCGCGACGGCGAUGGACCCUGCGCUGCCAGCGACGCCCCUUGAGUUGUUGCUGGUGAGGGAUGUGGAGAAGUUCCAGCGGCUCGCCGAUGCCAUACGAGGUGAGGUGUAUAGUGAUGACACGGGGACGGCCUCCCAGCUCCCUCGCGAACUUACGGACGUGCGACGGUGGCUUAAUCGUCUACAAUAUCUUCGGUUGGUGGAGCACUGGCCGACCCCGGUGACUUUGCGUGAGCCCCGCCAGGAGGAGUGCAUGGCUGGCGAGGUCUGCAUCCUCCCCACACAGCUUGAGGCGUGCGCUGACCGGAUGGAGGUUGCCGGUCUCCGGAGCCACUGGGAUAGGCAGCUGGGCCGCGUACUGCGGGCGCCGGCGUACGUCAGUUCUGCAGCCUGCUCCACGUGGGAAUGGCAGCAGUUUCAAUACGCGGAGGAAGUUGCCGCGGACGCCAACGCCAAUUCCACGUGGGGUGACGGUGUUGCCGGGGAGGCGCGUAGCAGCAAUGGCAACAACAGCAGCGGGGAGGUUGUACCAAAACUUCAAGCCGACGCUUCAGCUGCCGCCGGGCUGGCGGAGGUUCUCCAAGGCGCCGUCCCCAUUGGCGCUGUUGUUCAGCCGAGGCACAGGGAGGGUGUCGAUGUGGUGCGUGGAAGGUGUACGACGACGACACAGGAGCGCAUAGAUGCGUUUGGCGCCUGGUGGCGCCGCACACGAAAGACAGACGCGAUAAAGUCAUUUGUUGCCGCACGCAGCUCGGCUGCCUACGAAGACGUCGUGGGCUUUGGCUGCCUGCUGCAACAAACUUCCCCCACGGGGAAGGGACUCAGUGGGUGA
This is a messenger RNA of Trypanosoma conorhini, 3537 nucleotides long. RefSeq lists its product as uncharacterized. The record is from RefSeq and is a predicted model, not a curated record. Gene Ontology annotation, cellular component: nucleus. The coding region runs from base 1 to 3537 and encodes 1178 amino acids. NCBI's taxonomy places the organism in Eukaryota, Euglenozoa, Kinetoplastea, Trypanosomatida, Trypanosomatidae. Gene Ontology annotation, molecular function: DNA binding. The transcript has a single exon.